Rhodotorula toruloides NP11 is the source of this 2259-nucleotide messenger RNA. RefSeq lists its product as uncharacterized. NCBI's taxonomy places the organism in Eukaryota, Fungi, Basidiomycota, Microbotryomycetes, Sporidiobolales, Sporidiobolaceae. Bases 1 to 2259 code for a protein of 752 amino acids. The transcript has 3 exons. The record is from RefSeq and is a predicted model, not a curated record.
AUGGCCAAUCCCGCACACUCGUUUGUCCUGGUCGACCCACUCGCUCACUCGACACAGGGCACCCCGCCAGUCGACACACGGCACGUGCAGCGCAUACUCGAGCACAGGCAGCGCCAGCCAGACCAGCAACUCUUCAUCGACCACCUCUUGCAGCUCGCAGAGCCCGAGGGGUCUCUGCAGUACCCGCCGGCAGACGAUGCAGAGCUUUUUCAGCUCUCGAGCCGGCUGGCGGCGUUGUCAGCGUCGUCGACGGGCCUCACCGCCCGCUCGUGCCUCUACUACGUCUCCCUCGCCUUCUCACCCUCCCCCGAAGCCGCCGCAGCAGUCGCGAAAGACCUCCUCCUUCCCCCAGCGUUCCGUCUGUCGGUCCGCGCAUUCCACGCCCUCGACUCGGGCGAGUACUGCACCGCAGUUCGCCUCCUCGCCGACCCACGAGUGACGCCCGACUUUGUCCCUCGUACACUCGCCAUCCUUACGACUCUUCCUGAGCCCAGCGAGCGCGCAGAGCUCGUACUAAGCUACUGGCGACUCGCGAGGAUCGACCUCGCGGCGUACGGCAAGGACGAGGUCAAGUGUGUCUUGAGGGCGUUGUGUGCGCCUGAACGCGCUCGCGGCGUCGCCGAGGCAUGGUCACUGGCGCGCGAGUGGCGGGAAGAGGGCGAGCGUGAAGAGUUGGCCGGGACGGUUCUCGAGACGUGCUUCGGCGACAACCACGCCGGCCACCCGCUCGGCUCGCAUCUCUCCGCACUCCUCGCCCUGCCUUUCACACCUUCCGAAGACGCCCUCGCGACCUCCUUCUGCUCGUCCCCUCCCUCUCCUCUUCCCCUCACCCUCACAGUCGACUGGCGUCUCUCGAAACUGAUCGCCGAGUCUCGCCCCGUCGAUGCCCUGCGCUUCUGGUCUUCCGUCCGCAAGAGCGGCAAGAAGGGUCUCGAGCCGAGCCAGGACCGUGACAGGCUGCUCAAGGCUGUCGAGGCGAAUUUGACGAGCGUGCAGAAGGCGUCGCUCGAGUUGGACCUCUCUUCUGCGCCGAGCAAGGGUGCUGGAAAGCAGGCUGAGGCGACAUCCGGCUCGACAGCAACUCUCGCGCAACCCGCUUGGGCACCUGCGCCUGCACCCGCGCCCUCCACACCUCAGCCCGCACCGCGAACGAUCAACGCCGCUCGUCUCGCGCAACUGCAUCCGCCUCCCGCCCCGGCUCCGACAGCCUCUGAAGUUCCGCUCUCAGCCUCCCCUUUCAUCCGCCAAUCCGCUGCUUCGGCCUCCCAAAGCGGACAGGGUGCCGUCCUUCGCGCUCUCGAGGUCGCCACGCCCAAGAGGACAGCCGCCACAUCCGUCAAGCCUGCCGCACCCGCCCCAAUCUCACCCUUCGCCUUCCCGCCGCCCGCCCCCUCAGUCACCGGCUCCGCCCAAAGCGAAUCAACUCUCGCUCCUCCCGCUUCGCCGAAACCGACCCUCGCUGGAUUCGGUAGCGUCAGGCAAACACCUGCGAGAACCCCGGCGAUGGGUCCGAGGAGGCUCAUGCCGUUGACGCCGCCGUCUGCGUCUGAGGAUGAGGAGGGGAAUGAGGAGAUGAGGGAUGUCUUACGGGGAUCGCCAGAGGGGACCCGCAAGGAAGAGCGAAAGGGAGAAGGGAAGAACGAGAACGACGAGUUCGCGCGGCGGGCGGCCCUUGACCCAGCUAUCGCGCGCACCAUCGCCGCAGCAGCCGAGCCUUCCUCGUCGAAACCUGCUCCGCCGUCAACCGCUAAGCGCGUUUCCCGUCGUGCUGCACCUACGCGUGGAGGGGCAGGUGCGAGGGGCGACAAGCGCCGAGCUGUGCAGGGGCAACCGCCUAACGAGGAUCGGGUUGAUGAGGAGAGGACGGUUAGGUUGCCGCCCGGUGCUUUCCCCGGACAGAGCGACGACGAGCAGGGCGGGGAGGAUGAACAGCCGACGAGGCAAGGGAAGAAGCGCGCGAGUCGGGGCAAGAGCGCGUCGCAGCCGGCUCAGCAGACGCCCGCUCGUCGCAUGACUCGUUCGCGCGCCUCGACAGUCGAACCUGCUUCGCCUCCGCCGCAGAACACGACCACUCGUCGCUCGACUCGCGCGUCGUCCGUCCAGCCAGAACGCCAGGAGCAAAAGCAGCCGGAGAUGAGGGAGGUUUCGAGGACGCCGGUUAGGAGGAGCUCGAGGUUGAGCGGGCAGCCGCAGCAAGGGACGGCGAGGAAGAGCACGCGGGGACGGAGCAGGAUCGAGGAGGAGAGUGGCGAGGAGUAG